Molecule: messenger RNA, 1373 nt
Organism: Hipposideros armiger (great roundleaf bat)
Lineage: Eukaryota; Metazoa; Chordata; Mammalia; Chiroptera; Hipposideridae
Gene: NEU2
Product: neuraminidase 2
Exons: 4
Coding region: 225-1373 (382 amino acids)
Biological process (GO): ganglioside catabolic process; oligosaccharide catabolic process
Cellular component (GO): cytoplasm; intracellular membrane-bounded organelle; membrane
Molecular function (GO): exo-alpha-sialidase activity
Source: RefSeq, a predicted model, not a curated record
CAUCAAAAAGAUACGCUAACCAGAGCUGAAGAGGAUGUAGAGAGACUGGAACCUUCACACACAGCUGGUGGGAACGUAACAUGGCGCAGCUGAUGUGGACAUAGUCUGGCAGCUCCUCAAAGGAUUAAACACAAAAUUACCACGUGACCCAGCCAUUCCACUCCUAGGUCUGACAGCUGAGGGCCACCUGCUCUGCAGCCAGCAGUCCUUGAAGCUGGGGUCCCAUGGCGUCCUGCCCUGUCCUGCAGAAGGAGACAGUGUUCCAGUCCCAGUCGGGAGCUCACGCCUACAGAAUCCCUGCUCUGCUCUACCUGCCACAGCAGAAGACCCUGCUGGCUUUCGCGGAGAAGCGGCUGAGCAAGAAGGAUGAACAUGCAGAGCUGGUCGUCCUGCGCAGAGGAAGCUAUGACGUGUCCACCCACCAGGUCCGGUGGCACGCUCAGGAGGUGGUGGCCCAAGCCCAGCUGGAGGGCCACCGGUCCAUGAACCCUAGCCCCUUGUAUGACGAGAAGACGGGGACCCUCUUCCUCUUCUUCAUCGCCAUCCCCAAGCAGGUGUCCGAGCACCACCAGCUCCACACGAGGGUCAACGUGACGCGGCUCUGCCAAGUCACCAGCACCGACCACGGGAGGUCCUGGAGCCCCGCCAGAGACCUCACCAGCUCUGCCAUUGGCCCCGCCCACAAGGAAUGGGCCACUUUUGCGGUGGGCCCAGGACACUGCCUGCAGCUGCACAAUGAGGUGCAGAGCCUGGUGGUACCAGCCUAUGCCUACCGGAACGUGCACACCCACCAGGGGCCUCGCCCCUUCGCUUUCUGCUUCCUCAGCCACGACCACGGGCUCACAUGGGAAAGAGGCAACUUUGUCGCCCCGGACACCCUGGAGUGCCAAGUGGCUGAGGUUGGGGGUGCAACACAGAGGGCGGUGUACCUGAACGCUCGAAGCCUCCUCCGAGCCAGAGUCCAGGCUGAGAGCACCAACGACGGGCUCGAUUUCAGGGGGACCCAGCCAGUGCGGAAGCUGGUGGAGCCUCCGCCCCACGGCUGCCACGGAAGCAUCGUUAGCUUCCCCAGCCCCCGCAAGGGGUCAGAAUCCUUGGACAAGUGGCUCCUCUACACUCACCCGACCGACCCGCAGCAGAGAUCCAACCUGGGCGUCUACCUGAACCCGCGGCCCCCGGCCCCCGAGGCCUGGUCCCAGCCCACCCUGCUGGCCAAGGGGAGCUGCGCCUACUCGGACCUCCAGAGCCUGGGCACUGGCCCCGAUGGCUCACCCCAGUUUGGGUGCCUGUACGAAUCGGAUAAUUACGAGGAGAUUGUCUUCCUCACGUUCACCCUGAGACAAGCCUUCCCAGCUGAAUUUUCACCUAACUGA